Molecule: messenger RNA, 1727 nt
Organism: Zingiber officinale
Lineage: Eukaryota; Viridiplantae; Streptophyta; Magnoliopsida; Zingiberales; Zingiberaceae
Product: shaggy-related protein kinase eta-like
Exons: 12
Coding region: 117-1337 (406 amino acids)
Biological process (GO): protein phosphorylation; signal transduction
Cellular component (GO): cytoplasm
Molecular function (GO): protein serine/threonine kinase activity; ATP binding
Source: RefSeq, a predicted model, not a curated record
UUUCGUAUCGUAACGGCGCCAGUAUCAGAUGUCCGGUUCAAGAUAACGGGCGGUAUUACUUUAUAUCAUCGUCACCGUCUCAAGUGCCGUCGUCCUCAUCCCUCCACUACAUCGUCAUGGCUUCGCUGUCGCAGGGACCGCAUCGCCCGCCUCCGCCGGAGCAAGACCUCCUUGACUCCACUGCCCCUGCUUGCCGGACGUCUGGAGACGGGCAGCAAGCAUCUUUUAUGGAGGGGAGCGAUGCAGUAAAUGGUCAUAUCAUCUCUACCACAAUAGGAGGCAAGAAUGGUGAACCCAAACAGACCAUUAGCUACAUGGCCGAGCGUGUUGUUGGAACUGGUUCCUUUGGAAUUGUAUUCCAGGCAAAAUGUUUGGAAACAGGGGAGACUGUUGCUAUAAAGAAGGUUUUGCAGGAUCGGAAGUACAAAAACCGUGAGCUACAGUUGAUGCGCUCAAUGGAUCAUCCAAAUGUGAUUUCUCUAAAGCAUUGCUUCUUCUCCACCACUAGCAGAGAUGAGCUUUUUCUUAACCUGGUCAUGGAGUAUGUGCCUGAAACGCUAUAUCGUGUUCUAAGUCAUUACAGUAGUGUGAAUCAGCGAAUGCCACUGAUCUAUGUGAAGCUUUAUACCUACCAGUUGUUCAGAGGUUUGGCUUAUAUUCAUACAGUUCCUGGUGUUUGCCAUAGAGAUGUUAAGCCACAGAAUGUUUUGGUAGACCCUCUGACUCACCAAGUCAAGCUAUGUGAUUUUGGAAGUGCGAAAGUGUUGGUUAAGGGUGAACCAAACAUUUCUUACAUUUGCUCUCGUUAUUACCGUGCUCCGGAGCUUAUUUUUGGUGCAACAGAGUAUACCACAUCGAUUGAUAUAUGGUCAGCAGGUUGUGUACUUGCUGAGUUACUACUUGGCCAGCCAUUAUUUCCGGGAGAAAGUGCUGUUGAUCAGCUUGUUGAGAUAAUAAAAGUCCUUGGAACUCCGACACGUGAGGAAAUUCAGUGCAUGAAUCCUAACUACACAGAGUUCAGGUUUCCACAGAUAAAAGCACAUCCAUGGCACAAGAUAUUCCAUAAAAGAAUGCCUCCAGAAGCAAUAGAUCUUACUUCACGGCUUCUCCAAUACUCUCCAAGUUUUCGGUGCAGUGCUUUGGAAGCAUGCGCUCAUUCCUUUUUCGAUGAACUAAGAGUUCCAAAUGCAAGGUUGCCAAAUGGUCGUCCACUGCCUUCUCUACUUAACUUCAAGCAAGAACUGGUAGGUGUGUCGCCUGAGCUCAUUGACAAGCUGAUUCCAGAACAUGUGAAGCGGCAAUCUAGUCUGUGUUCCAUGCAAACACCCAGUGUAUGACAUCGUUAACACUUGUUACACGCAUGUUCUGAUCAAAAGCGAGCAAGGAACUGAAGUUCUAUUGUCAUUGAGAAAGACUGACGGGUAACAGUGUUUGUUUGGUGGAAGAUAAAAGAUAGGACUGAAACUGUUGUUGGUUUUGCGGGUCCGUCCACAUCUCCUACCUCGAUCUUUGUACAUUAUAAAAUAGGAUAACCGGUCGCUAAGUGUGCAUUUUGGUUGUGCCUCUUCAAUUUUACUGGGUAAUGUCCUUGCUCAGUUGGGUUCAUCUAACUCAUGUAUGUUACUCAUGUAUCUUUUGUUUUUCUCCUGUAAAUGCAUGCAAUCCAGGUUUUUGAAUGUUUGAACUGAUAAAGGAAAGCCUAUGAGAUGUUGAAUAUGGUUGUAAAA